GAGGAAGGAGGCAAGUUGACCCCACUGAUAUGCGAGUCCAAAACAGCAAAGCCAAGGGGAAAAUGAAACGCAAGGCUUGUAGUGCUUCUUCUUCUCGCAUCUAACACCAUCCAUUGAUGGCCCUCCACCAGGUCUUUUCCGUCUUAGCUUCGAGUCCACCCAAAGGGAUUAGAAUUCCAUUUGGCUGCUUCUCAUCUCGUAAAUUGUGUACAUUUCUUGACUAAAGUUUGGAUUUUUAGGGUGAAUCUCAAUCUGGGCUUUAUGUGUUUACACUUUGUAGUAGUCAUACUAAUUAUUCUUCUGCUGCUCAUCAGUGAAUCUUGAUUGUCUCUAUUAUUUACUGAUUUCCGAUUUCUCAUAAUGCUUUCCCCAAAGAUUCUUCCUUUGGGCAACCAUUCCCCAUUUUCUCUUUUCUGUAUAUCGAGCUGAUGUUUCUCUGUUUGUUUGGAUUGAGAGAACUGUGCUGAAUUUUGGGUGUUUGAGAUUUGGUUUUUUUAAAGACUAGGAAAGCUGAGGUGAGGUGAGGAUGUUGGGGUCAGGGAUGAAUCUGAUUACCACAGUCAUUGGGUUUGGGAUGAGUGCAACUUUCAUAGUAUUUGUGUGUACUAGGUUGAUUUGUGGGAGGCUUCGCCGCCGGCAGUCAAGGCAAAUGUUUGAGAUUGAAUCAAGAAUUGAUCUUGAACUGCCAGAGCAUCGAAAUAAUGGUCUUGACCCAGUUGUGGUUGCUGCAAUUCCGACCCUGAAGUUCCACCCCGAAGCUUUCAGUUCUUCUGAAGACACACAGUGUACGAUAUGUCUUGCUGAGUACCAAGAGAAGGAAGUUCUGAGAAUCAUGCCCAAAUGUGGCCAUACUUUUCACCUCUCUUGCAUCGAUAUAUGGCUCAGAAAACAGUCCACCUGCCCCGUUUGUCGCCUCUCUGUAAGAAACUCUUCUGAAAGAAAACAAAGACACCCUGCAAUACUCGGGCAAGACGAAUCCUUUGAUAGUUCCGAGGUUUCAAUGGGGCAUUCCCGGCAACUACUGCUGUUUCCUACUGCUGAGCGUUCACAGGUUGAUGCAAGUAACGAAAGAGAUACGGAAUCCGUUGCAAUAGAAAUCGAACCUGCGGGUUCUGCAGAAGCAGCAGCAGUGCCAAGAUCAUGACUGAAGGAGAACUGUGUUAAUUUACGACGAACGAAUGGCAUUUCCCUUUGCUUCUUCCCCAGAAUGAUAUUGAUGUUUGCUGGUAUAAUUAACUUGUGUAAAUAUUUUUCAGCUCUGUAUUUAUUAGGUCAGCUGUUUUUGCAGUCCAUUCUGAGUUCUAAUAGAGGUCCAUACAGUGAUAUUCUGGAAAUUCUGUAUCUUGUUUUGAUGUUACUGAUUUCCCACUCUCAUACUAUCAUUGCAUAAACUUGGAUACAAAAUUUCAGAUCA
Ipomoea nil (Japanese morning glory) is the source of this 1414-nucleotide messenger RNA. RefSeq names its product RING-H2 finger protein ATL39-like. The record is from RefSeq and is a predicted model, not a curated record. NCBI's taxonomy places the organism in Eukaryota, Viridiplantae, Streptophyta, Magnoliopsida, Solanales, Convolvulaceae. The transcript is spliced from 3 exons. Bases 527 to 1144 code for a protein of 205 amino acids.